Messenger RNA from Anneissia japonica, 1290 nucleotides. Its product is annotated as ras-related GTP-binding protein C-like. Lineage: Eukaryota; Metazoa; Echinodermata; Crinoidea; Comatulida; Comatulidae. The transcript is spliced from 7 exons. Gene Ontology annotation, biological process: regulation of autophagy; positive regulation of TOR signaling; cellular response to starvation. Gene Ontology annotation, cellular component: lysosome; nucleus; Gtr1-Gtr2 GTPase complex. The record is from RefSeq and is a predicted model, not a curated record. The coding region runs from base 119 to 1030 and encodes 303 amino acids. Gene Ontology annotation, molecular function: GTPase activity; GTP binding.
UUAUAUUUUAAUGUAUAUAAAAUAUGGAUCUUAGCUGAUAUGAUAUUAAGUAAAAUUUCAUAUAGUUAAGAAAAAUGUCAGCUGAUCAAAUAAUAAUAAAGUAGCAGACAGACAUCACAUGACGACCAAAAUGGCGGAAGAAGAUGAAGUAACAUUCAUGGCAGGCAGCUACGGUAGCUCUUUUCCAAAAGAUUUUGCAUAUGGACCACCUGAUGAAGCCGACGGGGAUACUGGACACUCGAUCCCAGACUCCAAACCCAGAAUACUUCUGAUGGGGUUAAGACGGAGUGGAAAGUCUUCAAUACAGAAAGUGGUGUUCCACAAGAUGUCUCCUAAUGAAACACUUUUCCUGGAGAGCACAAAUAAAAUUGUCAAAGAUGAUAUCAGUAACAGUUCAUUUGUGCAGUUUGAAAUUUGGGAUUUUCCCGGACAGAUUGAUUUCUUUGACCCAACGUUUGAUUCAGAAACAAUAUUUGGUGGCUGUGGGGCCCUAGUAUUUGUCAUCGAUGCUCAGGAUGAUUACAUGGACGCACUUGCCAGACUCCAUAUGACGGUCUCAAGAGCCUUUAAGGUUAACCCGAACAUCAAGUUUGAAGUCUUCAUCCACAAAGUUGACGGGCUAUCAGAUGAUCACAAGAUCGAUACGCAACGCGAUAUUCAUCAACGUGCUAAUGAUGACCUCACUGAUGCGAGCUUACAGAACAUAAACUUAAGUUUUUAUCUGACCAGUAUUUAUGAUCACUCUAUAUUUGAAGCAUUCAGCAAAGUAGUCCAGAAAUUGAUACCUCAGCUACCAACACUUGAAAACCUCUUAAACAUCUUAAUUGCGAACUCUGGUAUAGAAAAGGCAUUUCUGUUUGACGUUGUCAGCAAGAUUUACAUUGCAACGGACAGUUCACCAGUGGAUAUGCAGUCGUAUGAACUCUGCUGUGAUAUGAUUGAUGUAGUAAUUGAUGUGUCUUGCAUUUAUGGGUAUGUCAAAUUAUGGUCAAAUCGAUCUUUCCCCAUUUUAUGCUUGUCUAACAGCUGACAUUACACAUAAAUUAGUAGUUUGAAAUAAAAAUUGUAUUCAGAUAAUCCACUAAAUUAUCAGCAACUGGAUGACAUUGAAAAUAUCGGUGCCCUGUUCACUUCACCACCAUUCAUCUUAUCAAUGAUUUAAUCUGCUUUUUUUUUACAGAAGAAUAUCUGCAUAAUGGGUACUGAAUUAUGCAUAUGCUUCUCUGUAAAAAAAAAGUAUGUACAAAUUGACAGCAGAAACACCAAUGUUUUUUUCUCACACUCGGAGAU